This is a messenger RNA of Brassica rapa (field mustard), 4251 nucleotides long. RefSeq names its product cation/H(+) antiporter 17. Lineage: Eukaryota; Viridiplantae; Streptophyta; Magnoliopsida; Brassicales; Brassicaceae. Gene Ontology annotation, biological process: proton transmembrane transport; regulation of pH. Gene Ontology annotation, molecular function: antiporter activity. The record is from RefSeq and is a predicted model, not a curated record. Gene Ontology annotation, cellular component: endomembrane system; membrane.
ACUUAUAUAUUCAAAAAUGAUAAAACAAUAUAAAAAUAAUUAUAUAUUCAAAAAUGUAAAAGUAUAUAAAUUGUAAUAAAUUAUAGUUUUAGACAUAUAAUUUGGAUUUAAAGUACAAUAUAUAUUUGGUAAGUAUAACUAUUUUCUUUUCUAAUUUUUUAUCACAUGAAUUUUAAAAAUCACAUGGAUACAUAUGAAUAUGAUAUUUUAAAAGCUGAGUCUUAUGAGCAAAAAUAGAUAGAAUUCAUCUUCUAAUAACACUAAAUUUAAUUAAAAUUAUAGAAUCAAUGAUAGCUAAACUUUUUGAAUAACAACGGAUCUGAAUGAAUUUUGAAAAUUCUUAAACCAAUAAUAAUGAAUUCUAUUAAGAUUUUUGAAAUACAAAAACCAAUAGCAAUAGAAUCUCAAAUAUUUUAAAGUUCAUGAAAGUUAACUUACUAAUAACCCCUAACUUAUCAAACGAUAAUACUCUGAAUUUGCAAUCUGACAUGCCAAGCAUCGUUGAAUUUAUUUAGUUGAACGGAUAAUAUGUUCCGUUAAUAUUAUAACAAAGUUUCUUUGUCAAAACAAACAUGAAUAGAUACUAUUGCACCAUUGACAAUUUUUAUAGUACCGGGAUUAUAACCAAUAUGAUACGAUUUUUGGGUGCUAAAUAAAGCAAAAAAAAAAUAACCAUACCAUUAUUCUUGAUGACUAUCGCAUAGAUCUUUAUUAACUUUUUGUUCAUUUUAAACCGCAAGGUAUUUUUAGACUAGUAGCUUUUGUCUUGAAUCCAUCUUACAAUAGUAUAGGGUUCAAGUUGACCCAAAACAUAUUUUCUGUCCCAAAAGUGAAUUCAUUUCAAGCCAAAUAGGUCAAACUAAAAAGGUUCUCAUACUAAGGACAUGUUAAGGUGAGCUGUUUCAGCUUCAAGUACGAAGAAAACAUACACAUUCAAACAGCUCACCUUAGAAGUAUAAAAAAACAUAAACGUUCAAUAUGAAGACGUUCAACCCGGCACAACGAUUCCAAAAUAACAUAACCAGUCGAUCUAAAGCCGAUUCAGAUCCCAAUUAUAAAUGGAUUCCAAAAUAUUAACCCCAUAUGACGGGUAUACCUGUAAAAAUCUUGAGGCAUAAAUGGAUCCAAAAAUAAUAUAUAACCCCAUAUAACUUAUUCAUUCAUUUGUGCUACAUAUAUACAUCAACCUCAAUAAUUUACAUCAGUUGAGAUAUAAAAAUGGUCGUCGGUGUUAUAUUCUGAGAGUUUACUCAUAUAUAAUUGGUGUGUAUGUACGAGAUAUACGGUAUACUUACUUAUGUUCUCAGGAGCCAGGUAAAAGUAAAACUCGACCAAGAAGCUUUUGGUCAACUUUACGUCGACAGAAAGAUGACUAAUGAUAGCGAUGGGAGAGAAAUACCUAUUAGACAUUUAGACCUGAUUACAAAGAAGUCGAAUGGAUAUUUAUUUGUUUUCUUCUUUAGUUAGAUGCCAACCCUAGCGUUCAGAUAAUGUUUUCUAUAUAAAGAAAGAAUAAAUAAUUCCCGCGCAGUCAGGGGGUAUUAUCAGUGUUUCUCUAGACUGGAGGCUAUAUAAAGAACCCUAGUAAAGGCCAUAUACUCCAUCUCUCUCACUCCCAUAUAAUUACAAAAUUUGUCAAAACAAAAAUAGUAUGGGAACAAACGAUACAACAUGUCCAGGACCAAUGAAAGCAACCUCUAAUGGAGUCUUUCAGGGAGAGAAUCCUAUGCAUUACGCGUUGCCUCUUCUGAUACUUCAGAUCUGCAUCGUUCUUUUUCUUACUCGUGCUCUUGCUUUCCUCCUCCGUCCUCUCCGGCAACCACGUGUCAUCGCCGAGAUAGUGGGUGGAAUAUUACUUGGACCAUCAGCUCUUGGGAAGAGCUCAAAGUUUCUCAGCACUGUUUUUCCAGCAAAGAGUCUAACGGUGUUAGACACACUUGCAAACCUAGGACUCCUCUUCUUCCUCUUCCUCGUUGGUCUCGAGCUUGAUCCCAAAUCCCUCAAGCGGACAGGAAAGAAAGCUCUCUCCAUCGCUCUAGCCGGAAUCACUCUCCCUUUCAUCUUCGGCAUCGGAACUUCGUUUGCUCUCCGUAGCUCCAUUGCCGAUGGUGUUAGCAAAGCUCCUUUCCUUGUCUUCAUGGGCGUUGCUCUCUCCAUCACAGCUUUCCCCGUUUUGGCUCGUAUUCUCGCUGAGAUCAAGCUUCUUACAACUGAUAUUGGAAAGAUUGCUUUGUCUGCCGCUGCGGUUAAUGACGUGGCAGCUUGGAUCCUACUUGCUCUAGCGGUGGCUCUCUCCGGCGACGGGAGCUCUCCUUUAACAUCUCUAUGGGUGUUUCUUGCCGGUUGCGGUUUUGUCCUGUUCUGUAUCUUUGCCGUGCAGCCAGGGAUGCAGUGGCUUGCGAAACGUUGUCCUGAAGGGGAACCGGUUAAAGAACAUUACGUGUGUCUCACGUUAGGUGUUGUUCUUGCUGCUAGCUUCGUGACGGACCUUAUUGGGAUUCACGCGCUGUUCGGUGCGUUUGUGAUCGGUGUUAUCUUCCCUAAAGAAGGUCAUUUCGCGAGUUCUUUGGUUGAGAAAGUUGAGGAUCUCGUGUCAGGCCUUUUCUUGCCGCUUUACUUCGUCUCAAGCGGUUUGAAGACUGAUGUUGCGACCAUACAAGGAGCUCAGUCUUGGGGACUGUUGGUUUUGGUUAUAUUCAAUGCUUGUUUUGGUAAGAUCGUCGGCACGGUGGUGGUUUCCCUUUACUGCAAAGUUCCCCUUGACGAGUCAUUAGCACUAGGUUUCUUGAUGAACACGAAAGGUCUUGUUGAGCUCAUUGUCCUCAACAUUGGUAGAGACAGAGGGGUUUUGAACGAUCAAGUUUUUGCUAUAAUGGUUCUAAUGGCUAUAGUCACCACGUUCAUGACGACUCCUCUAGUUUUAGCAGUUUAUAAACCGGGCAAAUCCUUAACCAAAGGGGAGUACAAUAACCGAACGGUCGAGGACACAAACCAGUCCAACAAACCGCUUUGUCUUAUGUUCUGUUUCCAGAGUAUAAUGAACAUUCCCACAAUAGUCAACCUCAUAGAAGCAUCACGAGGCACGAACCGUAAAGAAAGUCUAUCAGUCUACGCCAUGCAUCUCAUGGAGCUCUCGGAGAGAUCAUCAGCUAUACUAAUGGCACAUAAGGUCAGAAGAAACGGUCUCCCUUUCUGGAACAAGGACAAAACCGGGAACUCUUCCGACAUGGUGGUGGUCGCAUUCGAGGCUUUCCAGAGACUCAGCCGUGUCUCAGUGCGUCCAAUGACAGCAAUCUCAGCUAUGGCGACUAUACAUGAAGAUAUAUGCCGAAGCGCUGAAAGCAAACGCACCGCUAUGGUGAUUCUUCCGUUUCAUAAGCACGUUAGGCUUGACAGAACGUGGGAGACGACAAGGAACGACUACCGUUUGAUUAACAAGAAGGUUAUGGAGGAAGCUCCAUGUUCUGUCGCGAUUCUUGUUGAUCGUGGCCUUGGUGGUACGACACGAGUCGCGUCCAGUGAUUUCACGUUGGUGAUAACGGUUUUGUUUUUUGGAGGGAAUGAUGAUCGCGAGGCGUUAGCGUUUGCGGUUCGUAUGGCGGAACAUCCUGGUAUUAGCCUAACCGUGAUUCGGUUUAUUCCUAGUGAAGAAUUUAAACCGGAAAAUGUGAAGCUGGAGAUAACCGAAGAUCAAGCCGGUUCAUGUUCAGGAGAAACUAAGUUGACUGAUAUAGAAGCUAUAGCCGAACUUAAAGCAAAGGUUAAAGAACAAGAAAGCUCUCGUUCUGAUUCAGACAUCGAAUCUAAGAUCAUUUACGAAGAUAAAAUCGUGAGAUGCCACGAUGAAAUUUGCGAGGUUAUAAAAGAAUAUUCAAGAAGCAAUCUUUUCUUGGUGGGGAAGUCACCGGAAGGUUCGGUGGCGUCGGGGUUAAACGUGGGAAGAAGCGACACGCCGGAGCUUGGGCCUGUCGGGAAUUUGUUAACUUCAAGUGAAAGUGUUUCCACGUCAGCGUCGGUGUUGGUGGUGCAACAAUAUGUAGCAAGUUGUGAUUCUCCGGCGGUGGGAGUUCUGAAGAGCACCACGAAAGGAGUGUUGCCGGUUGAGGAUUCCAAGAGUCCUUAAGGGAUUAUCUUUGUGAUUCCAAGAUUUGAAAGGUCAAAAGAAUUGGCUUGUGUAAUAACAUCUGUUUCAUAAUGUAAAAUAUUAAAUGUGAAUGUAUGAUUUCUGUGUUAAAAAAUUCAUUUGAUCUC